Triplophysa dalaica is the source of this 387-nucleotide messenger RNA. Its product is annotated as histone H2A-like. NCBI's taxonomy places the organism in Eukaryota, Metazoa, Chordata, Actinopteri, Cypriniformes, Nemacheilidae. The record is from RefSeq and is a predicted model, not a curated record. The transcript has a single exon. The coding region runs from base 1 to 387 and encodes 128 amino acids. Gene Ontology annotation, molecular function: structural constituent of chromatin; DNA binding; protein heterodimerization activity. Gene Ontology annotation, cellular component: nucleosome.
AUGAGUGGAAGAGGUAAAACUGGCGGUAAAUCAAGAGCGAAAGCCAAGACUCGGUCAUCCAGAGCGGGUCUUCAGUUUCCAGUCGGCCGUGUUCACAGGCUACUUCGCAAAGGUAACUACGCACAACGCGUCGGUGCCGGAGCUCCAGUUUAUCUCGCCGCUGUCCUCGAGUAUCUCACCGCUGAGAUCUUGGAGUUGGCCGGAAACGCCGCUCGGGACAACAAGAAGAGUCGGAUCAUUCCCCGUCAUCUACAGCUGGCCGUGCGUAACGACGAGGAGUUGAACAGACUUCUGGGCGGCGUGACCAUCGCUCAGGGCGGUGUGUUGCCCAACAUCCAGGCGGUGUUACUGCCCAAGAAGACCGACAAACCCGCUAAGACCAAGUAA